AUGCCUCCAAAACGUCGACUCCUCAUUCCGACGCAUUCUUGUGCUGAAGAAGAAGAAGAAGGCUGUUGUUCCUCCGCAUCGUCGAUGAUGAGCAUUCCGAUCGGUCGACAACUCAAUCCUCACAUUAUUGCAUGUUUGGAGGAUGAAUUAAAAAGAUGUGGACAACCUUCAGCGUCUAAUCAUUAUUAUCGUACCCUUCGGAAUGCCAUCACUGCUAUUGAAAAGCAUCCAAAAAAGAUUAACAAUGGAACUGAAGCGAAGGCUUUGAAGGGCAUUGGAGAUAAAACUGCUUUUAAAAUUGAUAAAUAUUUAAAGGACAAUAAUAUUGAUCUAGGAGUAUCUUCAUCAGUGGAAGAUAUUUCAAAUCAACAAGAUAAUACUGUUCAUCAUGAUAUUUCUGAUACCAAUAACGAAUUCAAUUUUCAAACAGGAAAGAAAAAAAGAAAAUACAUUCCAAAAUUUAAAUCUACUGCUUGGUCAAUAAUGAUAUCUAUUUAUAGACUUUGUAAAGAACAUACUUGUGAAACAGUCACAAAGCAACAAAUAAUUGAAUCGUGUAGAAAACUAUCAGAUACACCAAUGGAUAAGAGUACUAAUGGAUCUAACUAUACAGGAUGGAGUUCAAUGAAAACUCUCUUAGAUCAUGGAUAUGUUUCUUCUCAGAAAAAAGGAAAUUAUUCUCUUACAAAUAAUGGAAGAAGGAUAGCAAGAAGACUUCACAUUGCAGAAAAAGAUUUGACUGAAAAGUCAUUUACAUGGAAUGAAUCUGAAGAUGAGUUUAAUAGUUCUUCAUCUCAGGACGAAAGACCACAAACAAAAUCGAAGAAUAAUGCACUUACAUCAAAAAACAUAACAAAACAUUCGGAAAUGACAACAAGUAACACCAAUACAUCACAAAUUGAAUUGUAUUCAUCUAUAGAAUUUGAUCCUGAUCUAGAUAUGGAAUUGUUUCCAUCAAAUAAGAAGAUUCAAAAUAAUGUAAAUAUCAUUCCAAACUCGACUGGCACAUUAAGAGAUCAUUCUGAGAUUUCAACAACGACCAACCUCAUUUCAUCAUCUUUCUCGACUCCAGUUUUCAUUGUUGAUGACCAUGAUGAUAUCGAAUCGUGUAAAAUCGAUUUUUCUAGUUUUGGAAUUCAGGCGUUUUAUGUCGAUGAUCAUCUCAAAGAAACAAUGACAUUGAAUAAGGCUAAAAUGAGUAUCGAUCGAAGUAGUGGAUCACUGUGUCGAAUGGUUCGAGUUGUCCUUUCAUGUCCACAAAAUAGAUUCAUUUUAGAAAAACAAAUCUUUGAUUCACCUCCAGAAUAUCACAAUAGUGUUGUUACUCUCGAGGGUAGUAAUACAAGAAUAGUCGUAGAAAUAGCUACUGGACUUGUGAAAGAAUCUAGAUGUACUGAACAUGUGGAUGAUUUACUCCAUUCACUCAUUGUAGAUUCUUCCUCUUUAGUAUUGUUACCAAAGAAAAAGACCUUAUUAGACACACAAAGUCAUCUUCAUUCCAUGGAGAUUGCAUCUUCCUCUCAGUCAUUGAGUUGUGUACAUGAGUCUGAUUAUGAUCCAUCCUUAUAUUUAAAUAAGGCAAACAACAGUGUUACUACCACCACUUUCACCACCACUUUCAAUUCAUCACGACCAUCAAAAAAGAGAAAGAAAAUACCAGAAUCAUCAUGUUCCUUGUCAUUGUCUCAUCGACUAGAUGAUGAAGAAAAUUAUGAAGGUGAUAAUGAUACACAAGAAAUGCCACCUCCAUCCUCCUCCUCCUCACAUGUCCUCACAAUCACGAAGACAGAAAGACAUGAUGUGAAUCAAAAUACAUCAUUGAAAAGUUCAAUGAUGGAUGCUUCAAGUAGAAGUGGUGGUAGUGGUGUUAGUACUGAUAAUCAUUCAUCUGCCAUGUCAAACUCUUUGAAAGACUCUGUGGAGAAUUCGUCGACAAUGGAUGUGAUUGACUUUGAUCAUUAUGGAUCAAUCACAACAACUAUAACAACAACAACAACAACAACAGACAGUAACAACAAUACUUUGGAACGAGUAGUAGUGGCGGAAUCCAUCCAAAGACAACAACAACAUCAACAACAACUUUACAAAAUUCAUCUCAUUGCGGAUCAGAGAGAACGUACUGGUAAAAACGACUUUAAAAUGAUUUGUGAAACACUCAAAGAAAAUCAUGUCAAUGCUCUCAUUCAUCAAUUAUCUCUUGGAGAUAUGAUUUGGAUUGCCACAAAAUGUAGCAAUGACAAUUCAGAGAGUCAUGUCCUUAAUUUUAUUGUUGAAAGAAAGGAAAUUAAUGAUUUAUCAGCAAGUUUGAUCGAUGGAAGAUUUGAGGAACAAAAAUUUAGACUCCAACACACCCAUUGUUCAAAUAUUAUUUAUUUAAUUGAAAAGGAAUCAAAUGUUCAACCUCAAAUAGAAAGUACUAUUCUCAAACUCAUUCAAGAAGGAAUUCAAGUGAAACAUACCGUAUCAUUAGAAGCAUCCAUUCAAUUUCUUGUACAAAUGAAUGAAAUGAUUAUUCAAUUGGUGGAAGAGAAUGGAAUUGAACCCUACAAAUUGAGAGUACCCUACUAUUGGAAUGAUGAUGAUGAAUUUAGUUCGAAUAUGAUGAUGAUGACGGUCAUGAAUUCAUCUGAAACAUCACCACCACCACCACCACCACUCCUGACCAUCACCACUCAUUGUUGUGGUGAUGAUACUAUUGGUGAUAGGAGUGAUGAUACUAUUGGUGGUGAUAGGAGUGAUGAUACUAGUGGUGGUGAUCGUGUGAGUGCCACCACUGCUUUGUCUCCGUUAGGAUUUCUUCAUAGCAAGUAUACCAACAACAAGUAUGACCGUUCAACACCACAACGAGGUCAAUCAGCACCACUGCAACUGUUUGAAUCGUCAAGUCAUAGUUCCCUAUCAAAUAAUAUUCCAGUAAGAACAACAACAACAAGCUCAACAAACAUUGCAGCAUCUUGUACAGUUGGUGGUAGUACUGGUGGUGGUGGUGGUGUCAAUAGUCAAAGUCGUCUGAGCAGUCCUGGUAGUAGUAGUAAUAGUAGGACGAGUGGUGGUGCUCUCGGUGGUGAUAUUGGUAUGGGUGGUGGUGAUAUUCAUUUAAAUCCAAACUACUACUACUACUCUUCAUACCAUGAUCAUCACCAUCAUCACCACCACUUUGAAUGUUUCAAUCCAACACUUGAAGAAUACAAUGCCACAUUCCAAAAGACAAGUUUUCGAGUGAAUAAGAAAGUUAUUUUUGCUCGACAACUCGCGAGUAGUGUUCCAGGGUGUUCUCCUCGAAUUGCCUCUUCAAUUAUUCUCCACUAUCCAACACCUUCCUCACUUGAACAUGCAUUUAAAAAACAUGGAGAGAAUGCUCUUCAACAUGUACCUAUUGUGACUGACAAUGCUACUCAAGUACCCACACGAAAAGUAGGUCGUGCACUCUCAAAGAAACUCUAUGAAUUGUUUAAAAAGUAG
Naegleria fowleri is the source of this 3462-nucleotide messenger RNA. RefSeq lists its product as uncharacterized. The transcript has a single exon. NCBI's taxonomy places the organism in Eukaryota, Heterolobosea, Eutetramitea, Acrasida, Naegleriidae. The coding region runs from base 1 to 3462 and encodes 1153 amino acids. The record is from RefSeq and is a predicted model, not a curated record. Gene Ontology annotation, biological process: DNA catabolic process; double-strand break repair. Gene Ontology annotation, molecular function: DNA binding; crossover junction DNA endonuclease activity.